Chrysochloris asiatica (Cape golden mole) is the source of this 813-nucleotide messenger RNA. Its product is annotated as 40S ribosomal protein SA-like. Gene Ontology annotation, biological process: ribosomal small subunit assembly; cytoplasmic translation. The record is from RefSeq and is a predicted model, not a curated record. Gene Ontology annotation, molecular function: structural constituent of ribosome. Lineage: Eukaryota; Metazoa; Chordata; Mammalia; Afrosoricida; Chrysochloridae. The coding region runs from base 1 to 813 and encodes 270 amino acids. The transcript is spliced from 5 exons. Gene Ontology annotation, cellular component: 90S preribosome; cytosolic small ribosomal subunit.
AUGGCCUCGGUGCCUGGAAAGCAGCUAGGACCUUUUCCUUUAAGAGUUCUACGCCGGCGCCGCCAGACUCGCUUUCCAGAAGGAACUCACCACGUCUACGUACCCUCUAAGCUCCGCCCUUCUUCCGCUCGUUACCAUUGGCUGAUAGCUGCACGCGGCGUUUCGCACGUGGCCGAGGUCCGGCGCGCGGCUUCCCACAAUGCCUUAGGCGGGGCCCAGGUCGCGCUUGUGUUGAAGUUCAGGGCUGGGGUUCGGUGCGCGAGUGCGCAGAAAGCCGACCAAGCUAAGAUCACAUCGGAGCGUGACACUUGGCUGCGGAUACACAGCAGCUAUUCUCGAGCUGUGCUGAAGUUUGCUGCUGCCACUGGAGCCACUCCUAUUGCUGGGCGCUUCACUCCCGGAACCUUCACGAAUCAGAUUCAGGGAGCUCAUUCAGUGGGUCUGAUGUGGUGGAUGCUGGCUCGGGAAGUUCUGCGCAUGCGUGGCACCAUCUCUCGGGAGCACCCGUGGGAAGUCAUGCCUGACCUCUAUUUCUACAGAGAUCCAGAAGAGAUUGAAAAGGAAGAGCAGGCCGCUGCUGAAAAGGCUGUGACCAAGGAAGAAUUUCAGGGCGAAUGGACUGCACCUGCUCCUGAAUUCACUGCUGCCCAGCCGGAGGUCGCAGACUGGUCUGAAGGCGUGCAGGUGCCCUCUGUGCCCAUUCAGCAGUUCCCUACUGAAGACUGGAGUGCUCAGCCUGCAACUGAAGACUGGUCCGCAGCCCCCACUGCUCAGGCCACUGAGUGGGUAGGAACAACCACUGAGUGGUCUUAA